AGAAGUUCGGCACGUGAUUCGUAUCAAAGUCGAGGAAGAUUCGAAGGUUUCACCGAUUUUGCCAUGAAAUUUCGCUUUUGCGGUGAUUUGGAUUGCCCAGACUGGGUAUUGGCAGAGAUCAGCAUUCUCUCGCGAAUUAGUAGCGUUAAAAUGAAGCUGUUAUCGAUGCAGGUUGUUAAUUUGUGCGGUGAAAAUGAAAUAGACUACGGGAAAGUUCAGAAAUUUACCGCCGAUGCAAAAUUUGAACAUUCCGAUGUGAAGGCGUCAAUCGCAGCUUUAUCCUUCAUCCUGUCGAGCGCGGCAAAAUACUCAGUGGACGGUGAUUCGUUGUGUAAUGAACUACAGCAAUUGGGGCUACCAAAAGAGCACUCCACAUCGUUGUUUAAAGUGUACGAGGAUAAUUUAAUCAAGUUACAAAGCUACUUAAGGAGGACGAGCUUUCGUCUCGAUAAACUUCAAAACUUACAAUGGCGUGUGGAUUACGUCUUAGGCUCAAGUCAGUUAAAAGAGGUUAAAGAACCAGAAAUUAACUUGAGAUUCGAGACUGUCAACUCAGUUAGUUCUUCAGAGCAAUCUGUAUCGUUUACUAUGACAUCGGACAAGUUUCGAGUACUAUUGCACGAGCUAAAGCAGGCGUAUAAAACUAUGGAUGGCCUGUCCUAGAAUAAUCAAUAAGUAUUUUCCUACUCAAUUGCAAAUAAUUUUUGUCAUGGAAUAAUUUAUAACACAUACAUAUGUCGAAUUGUAACAAUUAUACAGGUUUGAGCCGA
Molecule: messenger RNA, 770 nt
Organism: Xenia sp. Carnegie-2017
Lineage: Eukaryota; Metazoa; Cnidaria; Anthozoa; Malacalcyonacea; Xeniidae
Product: COMM domain-containing protein 4-like
Source: RefSeq, a predicted model, not a curated record